Molecule: messenger RNA, 324 nt
Organism: Capronia coronata CBS 617.96
Lineage: Eukaryota; Fungi; Ascomycota; Eurotiomycetes; Chaetothyriales; Herpotrichiellaceae
Exons: 1
Source: RefSeq, a predicted model, not a curated record
CCCAACAGCCAAAUCUUCUCUCCGCAACCGCAGUACAUUAUGCUCACGCCGCCCAUGCUCCAGCCCGACGGUCAGAAGCAGAUACCGCCUGCUGAAGAGGUGGCGCAAACGUCAGUAAAGAAGACUCGGUCCCUGCGCAAAAGGUCGUCUCCGGAGAGGCACACCAUUCGUUCCGGGCGAUUAGAACAGAGGGCCGAGAUCGUAAGGAGAGAUUCGAGCAGCGAUGAAGACUGGGAGGCUUGGAGACAGCAGUUUCGAGAACAGCUGAGAGAGAGACGCAGACGGUGUCAGAUACAGGGAGCGGAUUGCUCGUCUAAGUCGAGA